Molecule: messenger RNA, 1377 nt
Organism: Passer montanus (Eurasian tree sparrow)
Lineage: Eukaryota; Metazoa; Chordata; Aves; Passeriformes; Passeridae
Product: inositol 1,4,5-trisphosphate receptor-interacting protein-like 1
Exons: 1
Coding region: 1-1377 (458 amino acids)
Cellular component (GO): membrane
Source: RefSeq, a predicted model, not a curated record
AUGUAUCUGGAUGAGGACCUUGACCAGCAGAGGACUGAGAUGUUGCAGGAGUUGGCCUACAGGACCAUGGAGCAGAGUGUUGGGUCCUGGGAAGCCAUGUUCUGGAGUGUCAUGCAGAAAUGCCUGUUCUGGUCCCUUGCUGGAGGCCUGAUGGUGCUCUUGGCACUCUACUGGUGGCUCAGGAAAGAGGUCCUUGAGGUGGACAACAGAAGGGAUUCAGAGAGUGAAGAAAGUGAGGAAGAAAAUCCUCCUGAGAUGAAUAUGACCUGGAUCUUUUCGAGACGCUUCCAGCUGUCAGUGCCGAAGCUGGCUUCUAGGAGACGGGUGGUGCAGGAGCUGCUGAGUGACCUUCUCCGAGUCUCCCACAGUCUCUUUUCAGACAGCUUCUUCCCGGUGCUGGAACCAGUCAUUGGGGUGGGCAGUGCCUGUGAAGGAUGGAGUCCCCAUAAGGAGGAGGACGUUGUCUACUGCAUGUUUGUGCCCCUGAAGCCCCCCCGUGGGCAUGCCUUCCACCUGGAACCAGACCCCACGGGGGAGAUGCCACAAACGAGCAUGCGCAUCCGCGUGGAGCUGGUGUGCACUUGCACCGGGGCACAGCCUGACCAGAACAUGCUGUGCUUCCUCCACCACUCUGAGGAGGAGCUGAAGAGAAAUCAGGUGGCCAGCCUUCUACACACUCUUUGCACUGGCUCUUACCUCGAUGGGGAGAAAAUUGCCCUCUGGUUCCAGAUGUUUGUGAUCUCAGCCUGGUCGGCGGUGCCUCAGUCCCGUGGCUACAGCAUGAAGGUGCUGCCCUCCUGCCGCUCCUGCAAGAUGAAGCUGGUGAAAGCCUCUGGGAGAAGCCUCUUUGUGGAGACGGUUUUUAGUGUGCAGCAAGGUGACUCGGACAUCUUCCUGAGCAGCCAGCCUCCAGAGGCCCAGCUCCCCCCAAGCACGACAUGGCUGGAGAGCUAUGCCGUGGCAGAGGCAAAGUUCUUCAGGCAUGUCGCCGUGCAGGCCCCACCCCGCAGUUGCCACCUCAAAUGCCUGAGGCUCUGUGCUCGCCUUCUGGAGGGCUCAGGCUUUUCUAUCUAUGCCGUGAAAACUGCGGUCAUGCACCUCCUGACCUUGAUCCCUCUGUCAGAAUGGCAGAGCAAGUAUCUCCUGAUGCGGGUGGAUGACACCAUGCACUACCUGCACUGUUGCCUAGAGGAGAAAUGCCUCAAGCACUUCUUCUUUGACAACGAGGACAUGCCCCAAGAGAUUUCCUUGCCCCCAGCCUUCCAAGGGGCACAGCCCUGGAACCUCUUCCAGCACCUGGAACAGGAUCCAGCUGCUCACGCUGAGACUUUGAAGAAGUUUGAUGACCGGCAAUAUCACUUGUACUUUGGGUUCUGA